This is a messenger RNA of Aspergillus versicolor CBS 583.65, 2052 nucleotides long. Its product is annotated as glycerol-3-phosphate dehydrogenase GUT2. NCBI's taxonomy places the organism in Eukaryota, Fungi, Ascomycota, Eurotiomycetes, Eurotiales, Aspergillaceae. The transcript has 3 exons. Gene Ontology annotation, molecular function: glycerol-3-phosphate dehydrogenase (quinone) activity. Gene Ontology annotation, biological process: glycerol-3-phosphate metabolic process. Gene Ontology annotation, cellular component: glycerol-3-phosphate dehydrogenase (FAD) complex; mitochondrion. The record is from RefSeq and is a predicted model, not a curated record. The coding region runs from base 1 to 2052 and encodes 683 amino acids.
AUGGCCUCGCGUAAUUCUCGCAGAAUUCUGCGACCUCUCCUCUAUACUUCUGCCGCAGCUACUGUCGGUGCAGGCGCGUUUUACUUCUCAUACCGGCCCCGCAACAUUCCCGGACUCGAAGCGCCUGCAGUUCCACCGCCGGGAUACCAUGAAGGCAAACUUGUGCCUCCCAGCUUUCCGAAAAUCAAGUCUCGAUUGGAACAAAUACAAGAUCUCAAACGCAGCUCUUCCGGUGAUGCGGAAGUGUAUGAUCUUCUUGUGAUUGGUGGGGGUGCUACAGGAUCUGGAAUCGCACUCGAUGCGGCAACACGUGGAUUGAAAGUUGCUGUUGUUGAAAGAGAUGACUUCAGUGCUGGAACAAGUAGCAAGAGUACUAAGCUUGUCCACGGUGGCGUGCGUUACCUGGAAAAGGCAGUUUGGGAAUUGGACUACAACCAGUACAAGCUGGUGAAAGAGGCUCUAAGGGAGCGCAAGUAUUUUCUCAACACCGCUCCUCAUCUUUCUAGUUGGCUUCCGAUUAUGGUUCCCGUACAGAAUUGGUGGCAGGUCCCUUACUUCUGGGCCGGUACAAAAUGUUAUGAUUGGUUAGCUGGCUCAGAGGGAAUCGAGAGUUCCUACUUCUUGCCGAAGAGUAAGGCCAUUGAGGCUUUCCCCAUGCUCAGAACGGAUAACGUUCUUGGUGCCAUGGUUUACUACGAUGGUGCCCACAACGAUUCCCGGAUGAACGUUUCGCUCGCGAUGACUGCCGCGCUGUAUGGUAGCACUGUUGUCAACCACAUGGAAGUCACCGGCCUGACAAAGGAUGCGUCGGGAAAAUUGAAUGGCGCUCGGCUUCGUGAUUGUAUCCCUGGAAAGGAUGGUAAAGAAGCAGAAGAAAUCCCAAUCAGAGCUAAGGGUAUCAUAAACGCCACCGGCCCAUUCACUGAUUCAAUUAGAAAGAUGGAUGAGCCCGACGUCAAGGAGAUUGUGGCGCCUAGCUCUGGUGUCCACGUAAUUUUGCCGGGCUAUUACAGCCCUUCCAACAUGGGUCUCAUCGACCCGUCCACUUCUGACGGCCGAGUUAUUUUCUUCCUUCCUUGGCAGGGAAACACGAUCGCCGGUACUACGGAUGCUCCCACGGAGAUCACCGCACAGCCCCAACCAUCUGAAGAGGAUAUCAACUGGAUUCUGUCCGAAAUUAGAGGUUAUCUGGCUCCUGAUAUCAACGUUGGCCGAACCGAUGUGCUUGCUGCGUGGUCCGGAAUCAGGCCUCUUGUGCGGGAUCCUAAAGUGAAGAGUUCGCAAGCCCUGGUUCGCAACCAUCUCAUCUCGGUUUCUCCCUCUGGUCUUUUGACUUGCGCCGGAGGAAAGUGGACUACUUACCGCCAGAUGGCCGAAGAGGCUGUUGAUGAGGCAAUUAAGGAAUUCGAUCUCAAACCUCGUGAGCUGCACAAUGCUCCUGAUAUCAGUGGUGUUGGCGGACGCGGCCUGGUUGCCGACCAUGCGUCACUCGACGGUUCAUGCCAAACCCACCAGGUCCGCCUUAUCGGGGCUCAUGGCUGGUCUAAGACUCUCUUCAUCAAUCUCAUCCAACACUAUGGUCUUGAAACUGAAGUGGCCAAGCAUUUGACAACCUCCUACGGAGACCGCGCAUGGCAAGUUGCCGCAUUGUCCUCCCCAACUGAAACACGUUUCCCUGUCCGUGGUGAGCGUAUCUCAGCCCUCUACCCUUUUAUUGAUGGCGAGAUACGUUUUGCCGUUCGCCACGAAUAUGCGCAGACAGCAGUGGAUGUUAUUGCACGGAGAACCCGUCUGGCAUUCCUCAACGCACAGGCUGCCCUGGAAGCGCUUCCUACGGUAAUCGACUUGAUGGGCGAGGAACUAAACUGGGACACAAGCAGAAAAGACCUCGAGUGGAAAGAGAGUGUACAAUUCCUUUCAUCAAUGGGUCUAGCCCCGAACCUCCUUAACGUGACCCGAGAUCAAGUAGAGGGUGGUAGGGUCAAACAGUUGCUUGUCAGCGAGCGUGGUGCAUUCACAAGAACAGGUGGGUUCAAAUUGGACCCUGAUUAA